Mugil cephalus (flathead mullet) is the source of this 627-nucleotide messenger RNA. RefSeq names its product cytochrome c oxidase subunit 6A, mitochondrial. Gene Ontology annotation, molecular function: enzyme regulator activity. The record is from RefSeq and is a predicted model, not a curated record. Gene Ontology annotation, cellular component: mitochondrial inner membrane. The coding region runs from base 161 to 466 and encodes 101 amino acids. Gene Ontology annotation, biological process: mitochondrial electron transport, cytochrome c to oxygen. Lineage: Eukaryota; Metazoa; Chordata; Actinopteri; Mugiliformes; Mugilidae. The transcript is spliced from 4 exons.
AAACUAAGUUUCUUGGCCAACUGACAGAGUGAAAUGGGGAGGAGUCUGUCUCACUGAGUUGAACUCAGGACAGACUGAAGGACAAACAAGAAGGAAGGAACUUUCGGCAGAAAAAUAAGAAGAUAAUAAAGCAUAUUGAAUACUACCUGCCUAAAUAACAAUGUCUCUGUCUCCUGCUGCUUUGGCUGCUCGUCGGGUGUUAGCUGCUGCGUCACAUUCGGGCGGCGACGGAGCAAGGACAUGGAAGAUUCUGACAUUUGUUCUGGCCUUACCUGGUGUCGCUGUCUGCAUGGUCAAUGCCUACAUGAAGAUGCAGGAGCACCCACAUGGACAGCCGGACUUUGUGCCAUACGCUCACCUGCGUCUUCGCACCAAGAAAUUUCCUUGGGGUGAUGGAAACCACACUCUGUUCCACAACAGCCACACCAAUGCUCUUCCUGAUGGCUAUGAGAGCUCCAGUCACUGAGCACUGAGAGGAUUGGUCAUCUUACUCAGCUGCAUCCUGCUGCAUGCAUCAAACUCCAGCCUGCAGAGUACUUGACUUAAUUACAUUGGCUGAGGGGCCAAGAAGCACUGAUGUCAGGUCGUGUACCCAGACAGAAAUAAAAAUCACUGAUUGCUAUGAAA